Messenger RNA from Xiphophorus hellerii (green swordtail), 2282 nucleotides. It is a transcript of the gene elac1, whose product is annotated as elaC ribonuclease Z 1. The transcript is spliced from 5 exons. The record is from RefSeq and is a predicted model, not a curated record. Gene Ontology annotation, cellular component: nucleus. Lineage: Eukaryota; Metazoa; Chordata; Actinopteri; Cyprinodontiformes; Poeciliidae. Bases 114 to 1232 code for a protein of 372 amino acids. Gene Ontology annotation, molecular function: 3'-tRNA processing endoribonuclease activity.
CGCCUCACAUUUUGCGUCAUCACUGUGUGACCUGUUCUGACAGGCAAUGUGGCUCAAGUCACUGUUUGUGGAAGUUUCGAUAUUUUUCACUGAUCUCCUGUAACGCUGGGAGAAUGUCCAUGGAUAUGACUUUCCUCGGAACCGGGUCGGCUUAUCCGUCUCCUCACCGCGGCGCCUCGGCCGUGGUGCUGCGGACGGACGGGGAGUGCUGGCUGUUUGACUGCGGAGAGGGAACCCAGACCCAACUGAUGAAGAGCCAGCUCAGAGCCGGGCGCAUCACUAAGGUGUUCAUCUCCCACCUGCAUGGCGAUCACCUGUUCGGGUUGCCUGGUCUCCUCUGCACCGUGAGCCUCAACACCAACCCCGACAUGGAGCAGAGCCUGAAAUGUGUGGACAUCUACGGGCCCCGGGGCCUCAGGAAGUUUCUCAGAGUGACUCUUGGGCUCACAGGGUCACAGCUGCUCUUCUCAUAUGCAGUGCAUGAACUGGAGUCCACGCCAGACCAGAGUCCAGAAGAUGGACAGCUGAGUCUGGAGAUGACUGUGAACUCCAGUCCUCCCCAUCCACAGGAGCAGCCUGGCAGGACGAUUCCUCUGGACGUUUCCGACGACUGUUACCUCCUUUUCCAAGACAACAAGUUUGUUGUCAAGGCCUUCAGGCUGUUUCACCGCAUCCCUUCCUUUGGCUUCUGCAUCCAGGAACAUGGUCGUCCCGGAAAACUGAAAAAAGAACUACUGAAGGAGCUCGGUCUUAAACCAGGCCCUCUGUAUGGCCGUCUCAAAGCUGGCGAGUCUCUGGUUCUUGACAGUGGACGUUUACUGCAUCCCAGUGAGGUUCUGGAAGCAGAUAUUCCCGGGAGGAAAGUCUGUGUGUUCGGAGACUGUAGCUCGGUGAUCGGUGAAGGAGCUUUCCGUCUGUGCGACAGGGCGGACGUUCUGGUCCACGAGGCCACCCUUGGGAACGAGCACCGGGAGAAAGCUGUGGACCACGGACACAGCACGCCUGAGAUGGCAGCGGCCGUGGCUCGGACUUGCUCUGCACGGAGGCUGGUCCUUUAUCAUUUCAGUCAGCGCUACAAACCCAGUUCCCUACAGAAGGAGGGAGACGAGGACGAGGUCUCAGAGCUCAAGAAGCAAGCUGACCAGGCUUUACAGGACACUGGGGUAGAGGUGAUUCUGGCAGAGGACUUUAUGACUAUCCCCAUUCCCCUCAUAAGACAACCGUCCAGUUAAGGUUUGAUGCAAGUGGAUAUGAUUAAUUUGACGUGUGUAAUUUAGUUCUCAAGAUCACUGACUUUCAUUUCCUUGUUCACUAUAAAAUAAAAAAUGUCACCCAGAUAUACCAAUACACACUAAAGCUUUUCUUAUAAUGCUUUUUUUUCUCAACUUUCUUUAAAGUCAAGUAAAGCUAAUUAUUCACAUCCUCCAGCAGGUUCUGGCAUAACUUCUGUUUGAUGACAAAUGAAGGUUAACUGUCUGUAUUGCAGUAAAUGCUUGCUAAUAACUCAAGUAUAUAAUGACAAUUGUUUAAUGCAGCAUGCAAGUUGAAGACAUUAGGAAACUUCCACUAGUUUAACCUGAUUAAAAACCAGCUCCUUGUUCUACAGUAAGUCUGGACCCCCAGCUAUUGACAAAUGACCGCUUGCUGGAGGAUUGGGCUUUUAAUAAACCUGAAGUGUAGGAGUGUUUUAUUAGCUGUUCAAUAUUUAUCUUUAAGAUAACGGUUCUCACUUUCUUCUACUUGCUGGACAAAUCUCCCUGUAAAACUUUCACCUCAGGUAUUUACAUUUAAGGAACAGAGAGCUUUCUAUCACUGUUUUUAUCUUUAGUAAAAGUUAUUGAUGCUUAAUCAUGCUUUGGUAACUUAUCUGUAUUUAUUUAUUUUUUCAUGCCUUUUUCAAAAUUCCCAGUUUCUGUCAGAUGAAUCUUACAAACCUGGAAAAUUGUUUUAAAAAGUAUUAAUCUACAAUAGGGUUAAGUUGUGACUGUUAGUUUGGCACCCAUUUUUCAGGGAUGUUAACUUUUCUUCUACAGCUGUUUUUUUUUUUUUCCACAUUUCAUCACCUACACCUGCCUUGAAUAUGCUGGCCUUACUGUAAUAUUACUAAAGACAAAAAAAGUAUGCAAUCAUCUCUGAAGUUUUUCCAGAGCUUUAUUUCUGGAUCUGUACACAAGGUAUUAAAGUACAACAGAAAAUACAAAAUAAUGUUUAACAAAAGAAAAAAAAAAAAAACAGCAAUGUUUAUGUACAAUUCUUAUAAACAAUAAAGAUAGCUUCUUGAA